GUGCUGUUGUUUGUGCUGUUGUCGGAAUGGCGGUGGUCAUCCAUUUACAGGGGCUCACAAUCACUGCAGGUUCUGAGGACGUUCGCAAUUUCUUCACUGGCCUCAAAAUCCCAGAUGGUGGGGUGCACAUUAUUGGUGGGGAGAGUGAGGAGGCUUUCAUAAUCUUUGCUUCCGAUGAAGACGCGAGGCGGGCGAUGACCCGUUCGGAGGGAUCCAUCAAAGGUUCUCCGGUUCGCUUACGGCUGAGCAGCAAGUCAGAAAUGGAGGCUGUUCUCAAGCAAAGUAUAAAACCUGAGGUGACCAAAAAGAGGCCGUAUAAGGAAGGUUCCAGAAGACCGGAAAGAGAAGGCAGGAAUGAGGAAUCUAGAAGAAAAGAGCGCGUGGAGAUGGGCAGUAGAUCAGUGUCUUACAGUAACGUACGUAGUCACGCCCGAAAGCCUUCCUCACAGCCAAGCUGUCAAGAUGACUUGUAUUUGUUUUUGCAAGACAUGCCUUUUACUACGACCGAAGAGGAAGUGAGAAAAUUCUUUGACGGAUUAGUGGUGGAGGACAUUAUUAUGAUGAGAAAUGAACGCGGCCAACAAAAUGGGAGAGGAAUUGUCAAGUUCAAAUCCAGACUGGAUGCUAGAGAGGGUCUGAGAAGACAUCGGCAUUACAUGGGAACGAGGUUUGUGAAAAUCUAUGCAAGCUCAGAAAAGCAGUGGGUUAAGGCAGGUGGUGGUACGGAACCUGCUAAAGACAGCAGUGAUAAGUUUAGAAGAGGGCCUUCGUCAGCUCACACUGAGAGGUAUCCUCCAGACCGUGCUAGGUCUUACUCACCAGUGGCCGACAGGUCUACAAAGUCCAAUUCUCCUGCCAAUGAGGAGUUCUGUGUCUUGGUGGAAAACCUUCCCUACUUAGUGGAGAAGAGGGACAUAAAGGAGAUCUUCCGUCAUGCAGACCUCAAGUAUGAUCAGAUCCUUCACCUCCUUGACAAGUAUGGGUCAGAGACAAGGUCUGCAUUCGUGCUGUUCAGAAGCCUGAGGGACUACGGUGCUGCCUUGACUCUUCACAAGCAUAUAUUUCUGAAACGAAUUGUGUACAUCUCUCCUAUCUCGAAGAGAAAAUGGUCGCCAUGCUAGAAUCUGGGGGAAAUC
Messenger RNA from Salmo salar (Atlantic salmon), 1136 nucleotides. RefSeq names its product RNA-binding protein 12B. The record is from RefSeq and is a predicted model, not a curated record. Gene Ontology annotation, molecular function: RNA binding. Lineage: Eukaryota; Metazoa; Chordata; Actinopteri; Salmoniformes; Salmonidae.